Molecule: messenger RNA, 177 nt
Organism: Arabis nemorensis
Lineage: Eukaryota; Viridiplantae; Streptophyta; Magnoliopsida; Brassicales; Brassicaceae
Source: the annotation of a GenBank genome assembly
AUGCCGCUUAGGAUCGCUGAUUCUGAGAAACACACUGUUGAUGAAGAAGAAGCACAAGGAGAUUCAGGAGGAGUGAUGACUGAGUGUGGUACAGAUUCACCCGUCCAACAUACUCUUCCUCAUGAGGAUGCAGGAAAUACGGUGGGGAAAAAUGAACCGAGAAUGAUGCAAGCCUAA